This is a messenger RNA of Aedes aegypti (yellow fever mosquito), 1761 nucleotides long. It is a transcript of the gene hdm, whose product is annotated as protein hold'em. Bases 274 to 1689 code for a protein of 471 amino acids. Gene Ontology annotation, molecular function: single-stranded DNA 3'-5' DNA exonuclease activity; single-stranded DNA binding. The transcript is spliced from 4 exons. Gene Ontology annotation, biological process: resolution of meiotic recombination intermediates. Lineage: Eukaryota; Metazoa; Arthropoda; Insecta; Diptera; Culicidae. The record is from RefSeq and is a predicted model, not a curated record.
UCUACAGGGAAUUCUACUCCUAUUUGUAAAUUCAAAAUGACAUUUAUUGUAGAAAUUCACAGCCCUUUUCAAUUUGAAUGAAGCACAGUUAGCGUGUAUCAUAGCUGUUGAGUUUCUCUCUUUUACCCUCACUUUUCGUUUCGAUGCGUGUUUCAAUCGAAUCGCAGCACGCGUGUAAAUCAUAGUUACGCAAACGCAAACCAUAUUCGCCACGUGUUCUCUUGUAGAAGCUGAUUGAAGUUACAGAAUAACCCGAUCCCGGCCACCAGAACCAUGUCCUCCGAAGUUGUUGUGACCAAGCGUAUCUCGCAGCUGAACCAAGAGUCUCGCAAUUUCCUCAUUACCGGGGUCAUCAUAGCGAAAAGUGAACCAAAAUUUUUCGAAUCCACCCCUGGAAAACGUUCCGGAAGCGAGUACUCGACGGGACGUGGCGUCCUGACCGUGACCAUCCGUGACAGUGAUCGGGACACGAUCAAUUGUACCGUUUGGGGAUCCCAAGUGAUGAUUGAAUCUUACGACGGUUUGUUUCACAUUGGCGACGUCGUAAACGUGACAAAUCCGAAAGUCCUCCCGUCGUCCCAGGACAAAUCCGAACAGUUCAACCCCAGAUCCAGUUCUCCGUUCAGUUUAAGUAUAGGGGAGGGUGGCGAUAGUGGAAUUAGGUUGUACGAAGGAACUGCUCUUGAUCAGUUCAGAAAGCUGGUGACCGUUGCUCCGGUUCUGUCAUCGGAUACUUAUCCCCUUGCGGACAUCGCAUCCGGUGGACACAGCAUCAGUGGCCAGAAUGUGAACGUGUUGGUUGUAGUCCGAGCCAUCCGACCGAGUAAGCAGAUCGUUAUCGCCAAGACGGGAAAACUGAAGAAUCUACGCGAAGUGAUCGUUAUGGAUGCAAGCCAUGGAGGGAUGUCUAUGAAGUUCUGGAACAGCGAAUACGUCCAGCGCAUCGACAAAUGGAUUCCGAUGACGACGGUCCUACUGAUAAUGGACGUCAGAAUCGAGUACAAUCAGUACCACAAAUCUGUCUGCCUUGGAAUGAGUGGCAAAACGAUCAUUACCGAAGAUCCGGCCGUCGAGGAAGCUGAUCAGCUGCUUCUACACGUGAUGAAGGCGCCUCUCAGUGAAUCGGAUUUUGCCCAAUCGCUCAGUGCUGCUGGAACUGUUGAUCCGAUGAAUAUUACGACUGUCAUGACCGUGCAGCAGAUUCUGGAUCGUGCUGAGGGAGAUCUCAAAGGCGAGGAAGAUCAAUUCACUGCCCUGUGCUAUGCAGUUGUUUCAAGGUUCGAUCUAGACGGGUGUUCAAAGAUCAUCAGUCGCAAGUGUUUGACCUGUAAAUCGCUGCUACGAAUGACGGAUCCAAAGUGUCCCCGUGAGGAAUGUUCGCCAAAUCCCUACAACAUCCAUAAGUACUUCGAUAUUCCGGUUGACAUCACGGAUCACACCGGAACGUUGAACAACUGCCGAUUGGUCAGCCAGGCCGCCGAGAAUACACUGGAUUGUAACAUUGAAAGCUUCUUGAAAAUGGGAGACGUUCAGAAGGGGAAGCUCAAGUGGCGGUUUUUGCUGGAGAGAUGCGCCCUCAAAUUGGUCAUCAAACGGAAGUCGCCUAUACGCUUCCAGUCGGUUUACUCAAUCGUGGAAUGCACCAUCGCCAAGCCGCAAGAAGUUGAAUUUAAAAUCAAAGUCUAUUGAUUAGGUAUGGAAGAAUAGUUACCAUGGAUUGUGACGAAAAGAUACUUUCGUCAUCAAAAUAAGACUGUUACA